Messenger RNA from Trypanosoma cruzi, 1488 nucleotides. RefSeq lists its product as uncharacterized. The record is from RefSeq and is a predicted model, not a curated record. Gene Ontology annotation, biological process: regulation of alternative mRNA splicing, via spliceosome; mRNA cis splicing, via spliceosome. The transcript has a single exon. Gene Ontology annotation, cellular component: catalytic step 2 spliceosome; U2 snRNP; U2-type prespliceosome. Gene Ontology annotation, molecular function: RNA binding. Lineage: Eukaryota; Euglenozoa; Kinetoplastea; Trypanosomatida; Trypanosomatidae. Bases 1 to 1488 code for a protein of 495 amino acids.
AUGGCCACUGAGGACGACACCACGCCUGGCAUCAUUGCCCCCGGGCCGGAGCUGCGUGCCAAGAUUGAGAAGUCGGCAGCGAGUCUUGCAAAGCGUGACAAGCGAAAGGCGGAGGAGAUGAUGGCUAAAGUCCUCGCCAGUCAGAAACGAGAGGAGUUUCUUUAUUUUGAGAUGACGCAUGUGUUUUACCCAUUUUUCCUGCAGAAGCUUAACGAGUACCGUGCCCACCCCGAGUUGAUUCCCACCGACGAGAAGAAGGACCCGUCGCAAGGCAAAACGACAACAACGGCCCCAACCACCAACGGCAACGCCGUUACCACACAAGGUGCCGCAUCUACACUCACUACAACAACAACAACCAUCAAAGCUGGCGGCAUCGUGCGUCGGGAAGGCGGCACGGCAGCACGUCACGAUCCGAAACGUGACGAGGCGUUGCGUCAGGCGGAGAUUGAGGCGCAGCGGUAUUUGGAGGAUCCCUUUCCCAACCGUUACUCACUGGACUUACACCAUGGCACAAUUAACAUGCCAGCUUUGACGUUGAGCUACAUGACUUGCACCGCGCAGUAUGUUGCCAAGCACGGUGAACGGUUUAUGAAGGACAUCCUUGCAAGAUAUCGUAAUAACGCGGCAUUUCGUUUUCUCAACAGUGAAGAUGUACGUCAUAGUGUCUUUAUGAAGCUUGUGGAGUCGUACCGGCUGAUUUUGCACCACGAUCCAGAUGAGGUGGAGGACCGAUUAGAGCGGUAUCGAUCCGCACGGGAAAUUCUUGACACGGUGUGCGAGGAGAAGGUGAAGUACGCCAAGGCUGCCAUUGCCCGACGUAAGGCUGCAUUGCUUACCGAUGAGGAGCUUCGAGACAGGCUGGAAUGGAAUGUUUUCACGGUUGUCCACCAAUUUUCUUUGAGUGACUUGGGCCUUGAUGGUCCCAUGCCACAAUCCGCCGUUGCCCAUCGAAGUGCUCUUCCAGAGACUAGCCGCGGUGCCGCCGCCGCCGCCACCACCAGCAGCGGCAGCGGCGACGCAUUGGGGGAAAAAACAACAACAGCAACAGAAUUAUCCUCAGCAGCAGCAGCAGAAAUGAGCGGGGUGAUGGAUGCCCCCGAAGCUCCUCCUCGGAUGCUGCGUCCUCCUCAAGGAUUCAUGGUGCCGCCAACGUUCACACCCACUUUUAUCAGCAGCCAUCUUGUGAGCUCCACGGACCCCACCGCCCCGCUCAACCGCAGCAAAAGGGGGUAUGACGAGAUGGACGAGAACCACAGGCCACGGCGCCACGCUCCCAUGCGACGCGGAACGGAUCGCUUUGAUGAUCAGCGAGGGAGUGAGCAUGUGGGUUCGAACGACGUUGAGCGUCGGGGCGGUGGAUCAACUGCUGUUACCCGCGACAAGCACGGCUAUGAGGGAGCGCAGGCCGACGCUUCUGCAACAGACACCGAGUUUGAGCGAAAUGUGCGGCCGAGGCGAGAAAAGGCCGAGGGGAACGAGAGGUGA